Molecule: messenger RNA, 1507 nt
Organism: Penicilliopsis zonata CBS 506.65
Lineage: Eukaryota; Fungi; Ascomycota; Eurotiomycetes; Eurotiales; Aspergillaceae
Exons: 4
Coding region: 238-1395 (385 amino acids)
Biological process (GO): protein sumoylation
Cellular component (GO): cytoplasm; SUMO activating enzyme complex
Molecular function (GO): SUMO activating enzyme activity
Source: RefSeq, a predicted model, not a curated record
UCUCCUUCCUGCAGUGUUCUUUCUUCUCAGAUCAUCUCUCUCUCUCUCUCUCUGUGCAGAGACCUCGUUCUGGUUAUAUGAUUUGUAUCUGGGGUUUUUUUUUCUUCCGUUCUUCCAUCUCGGGUCUGCUAUCUCCAUCUUGGAUUUCCCCUCAACUGGGAAGGAACCCCUCCAAUCGUUCAGCUGUCGACUCAGACUGAGUCUCUAACCUGACCCAUCAUUGAAUUGACGGGAGCCAUGGAUUCAAUAAACACUUCCAAUCAGUCCAUCAGCGCUGAUGAGAUUGCUCUAUAUGACCGUCAGAUCAGACUCUGGGGAGUGAAGGCACAAGAAAAACUUCGCUCGGCAAACAUCCUACUCAUUACCGUCAAAGCGCUCGCAAAUGAGGUAGCCAAGAAUCUCGUGUUGGCAGGUAUCGGCUCUCUGACCAUUAUUGACCAUGAGCCUGUCACCGAGGAGGAUUUGGGCGCUCAAUUUUUCGUCUCGCAAGAGAACAUCGGCCAGAACCGAGCCCAAGCGGCAGGUCCCCAAAUACGCGCUAUGAACCCACGAGUGCGGCUACAUAUUGAUACAGACAACGUGCGCUCGAAACCACCUGAGUUCUUCGCCAAGUUCGACGUGACCAUCGCUACCGAGCUGGAUUUCACUCUCUACACGACGAUCAAUGCUGCGUGUCGCAUUGCUAAUCGUCGAUUCUAUGCCGCCGGUCUCCAUGGGUUCUACGGCUAUGUCUUUUCAGAUCUGAUAUCCCACGACUUUGUCAUCGAGCGGUCCAAGCCAAAUGUUGCUUCCCCGUACCAAGAAACCCCAACGCGGAGUAUCGUCCAGAUCACGACCAAGAAGGAGAACAAUAAGGUGAUCGAAAUGGUCACAAAACGGGAGGUCUACACACCCCUUCUGCUCGCCAACACGUCGCCUCUCCCCGAAGAUUUCACACGCCUGCCUCGCAAACGCCGCCAGGUUACACCCCUCCUCUCGUGUCUUCGUGGUCUGUGGGAAUUUGAGAAAAUCUCGGGUGGCCGCCUCCCUUCUGAAAGCAACGCACAGGACCGUGCCUCCUUCAUCGAGCUGGCCACUAACGCAUUGCAAGAGUUGAAGCUCGAUAUCAGCACUCUAACGUCCGAGGCGCUUCUAAAAUUCCUAGACAACCUGCGCUGCGAGUUGAGCCCUGUCGCCGCCUUUGUAGGCGGGAGUCUUGCCCAGGACGUGAUCAACGUUCUGAGUGCCAGAGAACAACCCCUCCAGAAUCUCCUGCUGUUCGACGGCGAGAAAUCCGUCGCGCCUAUCUAUCCGCUCCACCCCUUUUUCCCGCCGGAGGUGGGCAAUGUGCUUGCUGCGGUGGCGCCCGUGGCAAACCCGAUUCCUCUAGAGGAAUCGGCUGUGGUUAUUCUUUAACCAUUUUCCAGAAUGAUUUUGGAACAUCAAAAUUUUUCAUGACCCAUGUACGAUAGAUAUGAGAUAGGCAAUUACGAGAUACUCCAUGACCUACGUUCCAUACAAUAUAGAC